Messenger RNA from Conger conger (European conger), 3053 nucleotides. Its product is annotated as rac GTPase-activating protein 1-like. The record is from RefSeq and is a predicted model, not a curated record. The transcript is spliced from 17 exons. Bases 285 to 2189 code for a protein of 634 amino acids. Gene Ontology annotation, biological process: signal transduction. Lineage: Eukaryota; Metazoa; Chordata; Actinopteri; Anguilliformes; Congridae.
CAUUAUGUAGUAAUGGGCAUCUGUGUGAAACCUCAAACUGAUCCUGGGUUGGUACUUUUGGUCACUGUCGAAUGCCGAUCAUCACCACGACUUCGUUGAACUGCAGCCAACUGCUGUCUUGCCUCCACUGCGACAACGUCAUUAUUAUUGGAGGGUGGCGGGUACAUUUGAAAUGUAACGGAACCAGUGUGGAGGGCAAGGGCUUAGCGCACAGAGCGGAAAAUACUGAUUGAUAUAACGACAUUUUUAAUCCAAGGAGGGCAGCCGAUGGUUUUGUAGAGGACAUGGAGGUCACCGUGGUCAACUUACACAAGCUGUUUGAUAGUCUGCAGGCUCACAUCGAGGUGUUGAAUGAAGGCAUAGAGCCUCAGUUCAUCCAGACGGCGGUGAAUUUCGAGGCCUGCCGGCAGAGGUGGCUGCGGGUUGAGCAGGAGUUGGGCUCUUGUAAGGAGGUCCUGGCCAAGUCGGAGACUGAGAGGGGGGCUCUGGAGGUGAAGCUCAAGCAUGCGCGUAAUCAGGUGGACGUGGAGAUACGCCGACGACAGAGGGCUGAGGCCCAUUAUGAAAAGAUGGACCAUCAGAUGCAGUUGAUCAGGGAGCUGCUGGUUUCAGAGUGUGCCAGCAGCAGCAUCCAGCUGAACGAAGAGCAGCGCUCGGCCCUGGCUUUCCUCCACAGCCGCACGCAGGCGGCCAACCCUAACCCCGACCCCAACUCCAGCAGACGGCUGUCCACUAUUGAUGAGUCUGCGUCCAUUCUUUCAGACAUCAGCUUUGACAAGACUGAUGACUCCUUGGAUUGGGACUCCUCCGUCCUGAGGACCGUGAAGCUGAAAAAGCGGCAGAAGAGACGCUCUUCCCGAAACCAUACAGAUGGCCCUGCCUGCGCCGUGAAGAAAGCCCGCUCGUCACUCCGAACCUCGGAGAAGGAGGAUGAGUCCAUUGUGGCCAGAACUACGGUCCUGGUCCCUGGGAACGGAGACCCUCUGGAGGCCGUGUCCACCAUUGAGGCUGUGCCAUAUUGGACACGCAGCAGAUCAAGAUCUGCCCGGGAAAGCAGAGGCACGGACUGUGUUCAGUACCGAGUUGAGCUGGAGCCCCCCAGCAGACCUGAGAGGAAGCCGCUGGCAGACCCCUGCAGCUCUCGAGGCAAUGACGGGGCCCGGCAGCACGACUUCAUCUCCAAAACGGUAAUCAAACCUGAGUCCUGCCAGCCCUGCGGGAAGAGAAUCAAGUUUGGCAAGCUGUCUAUGAAGUGCCGUGAUUGCCGAGUGGUGGCACACCCUGAAUGCCGCAACCGCUGUGCUCUGCCCUGUGUCCCCUGCCUGAACGGCACCCCCGUCAGGUUUGGAGAGGGCACCUUGGAGGACUACGUCCCUGCUAGCCGUCCCAAGAUACCCUCCUUAGUGAUACACUGCGUCAAUGAAAUUGAGCAGAGAGGCUUACAUGAGACGGGGCUGUACCGCGUCUGCGGCGUGGACCGCACCGUGAAGGAGCUGAAGGAGAAGUUCCUCCACUCCAAGGCCCCUCCUCCGCUCAGCAAGGUGGAGGACGUGCACGUCAUCUGCAGCCUCCUGAAGGACUUCAUCAGGAACCUCAAAGAGCCGCUGCUGACAUUCCGGCUCAACCACACCUUCAUGGAGGUGGCAGAAUUGGAUGAUGACAACAGUAUUGCCAUGAUGUACCAGACCAUCAGUGACCUGCCCCCAGCAAACAGAGACACGCUGGCCUUCCUGGUGCUGCAUCUUCAGAGGGUCUCUCAGUCCCCAGACACCAGGAUGGAUGCCGCGAACUUGGCCAGAGUGUUCGGCCCCACUGUCGUCGGUCACGCGGUGCCUGAUCCAGGGCCUAUGACCAUUCUGCAGGAUACAAAACGACAGCCUAAGGUUGUGGAGCGCCUUUUGAGUUUACCUGUGGAGUACUGGAGCCAGUUCAUAACAGAGCGAAGCCAAGGCCAUCGGGAUCCCACAGAGACCGACUGCUACGGCACCCCUGAGCAGAAGGUGAGCAUGCUGGGACCCCUGACGACUCCAGAGCACAAAAUGAGCAAAACCCCCUCGUCCAGCUCCCUCUCACAGCGCAUGAAGUCAGCCCUGAGCAGGAACACCCCCAAGUUUGGGAGUAAGUGCAGUUCCACCACAGCCACCUUCGGUCGCCAAGGCAACUUCUUUGCUUCUCCUCUCCUGAGGUAAAGCGUUCAGGGACACUGGCGUUCCUGACGCCUACAGGGAAAAGCAGGCAGCUCUUAUUAUACAAAAACCAGCCAUUAUUUUGUGUAUUUUAUAUUUAUUUUUUUAGGCAUUGAAUAUCUAGAGAUGUUAAGACUUUAUUGGCAUUUAAAUGUAUGUUCAUGUAAAUGUAUUUAAAAUCCCAGGGAGGUGCACCAACCGGUGUUAGCACAUUGCAUGUACAGUGCAGUUGUGUAUGGUGCAGUUGCAUGUACGGUGCCAGUGCAGUUGUGGUUUAUGUAGCAACAUAUUUUUACCAAUAGGGAAUUGAUAGUUCAAAUGUAAAUGUGUCCCAAAUUUGAGCUUAGUUGCUUUGCAUCUGUGUGUCUGAAUUUUCGUAUGUGGCAUUAAUCUUCUGUUCUAUCAGGAAAAUGGCAGCUUUCGACACUGGAAGCUAUUUAUUAAUUUCCAAAAACAUACACACUUUUAGAAAAUCAUUUAUGUCUUCCAGAAGCAAUGAUAGGCCUCACAUUGUCAUUUUACAUUGUUAUGAACUUUUUGUUAUAUAUAUUUUACCAUAUCUUUUACUCAAUUGCUUACUGUGUACUUAAAAACAUAUUUUUGUUAAUGAGAUACCAUCUCAUAGAUGACCGAAUAGUAGUUUAGUUUUAAUGGCUUCCAAAGGUGUAAUUUGGUGGCAAUAAGUUAGAAAACCUUCAUUAACCUUCCAUUAUUUGUAAAUAUUUGUGAAUGUUUCUGAGGAAUGUCUUUGUAAUUGGAGAAACUCUAAGGUACAUGGAGAAUGUUUCAUUUAUUUUGAACUGUUACGACUGUUUCAGACUGUCAUGACUUAUUUGCCAGUAAACACCUUUUCUCCAUUUCUAAUGA